Molecule: messenger RNA, 3595 nt
Organism: Elgaria multicarinata webbii
Lineage: Eukaryota; Metazoa; Chordata; Lepidosauria; Squamata; Anguidae
Gene: LMAN1
Product: lectin, mannose binding 1
Exons: 13
Coding region: 77-1633 (518 amino acids)
Biological process (GO): endoplasmic reticulum to Golgi vesicle-mediated transport
Cellular component (GO): COPII-coated ER to Golgi transport vesicle; endoplasmic reticulum-Golgi intermediate compartment; Golgi membrane
Molecular function (GO): D-mannose binding
Source: RefSeq, a predicted model, not a curated record
CCCGCCCCUCCGGGCGUCUCGGCCAAUCAGCUAGCGCCCUGUUGGCCGAGCCGGGUUGCAUGCAGCGGAGACCAAGAUGGCGGCGCUCUGGAUGCAGGAGGGUAGCCCGGCGGGACCAGCUGGGAGGUUGUUCCUAGCCGCGUUGCUGUGCCUGGGCAGCCGCUGGCUCCCGACCGCCGAUGCCGAUGGCCAGGCGGAAAGCGGCGGCGCUGCUCCUGCGGCGCCUCACCGACGGUUCGAGUAUAAAUACAGUUUCAAGGGGCCGCACUUGGUGCAGGGGGACGGGUCGGUGCCCUUUUGGGUUCACACAGGCAAUGCUAUCCCCAGUGCUGAUCAAAUAAGAAUAACCCCAUCAUUAAAAAGCCAGAGGGGAUCAGUAUGGACAAAAAGCAAAUCUGUAUUUGAAUUUUGGGAGAUUGAAGUGACCUUCCGAGUGACAGGGAGAGGGCGAGUAGGAGCUGAUGGAUUGGCAGUGUGGUUUACAGAAGGACAAGGCUUAGAGGGUCCGGUUUUUGGAGCCGCUGAUAACUGGAAUGGUGUUGGCAUCUUCUUUGACUCGUUCGACAAUGAUGCAAAGAAAAACAACCCAGCAGUGAUUGUGGUUGGAAACAAUGGCAAGCUCAAUUAUGACCAUCAAAAUGAUGGUUCUACACAGUCGUUGGCAUCAUGUCAAAGAGAUUUUCGUAACAAGCCUUAUCCUGUCCGAGCGAAGAUCACAUUCUACCAAAAGACACUGAGUGUAUUUAUAAACAACGGCUUUACUCCAGACAAGGAAGACUAUGAAUUUUGUGCCAAAGUAGACAACAUGGUGGUACCUUCUCAGGGAUACUUUGGGAUCUCCGCAGCAACUGGUGGUCUUGCAGAUGACCAUGAUGUCUUGUCUUUCCUGACUUUCCAGUUGACGGAGCCUGGCAAAGUAGCGCCUCCUCCCGAUACAGAAAUUCCUGAAAAGGACAAAGAGAAAUAUCAAGAAGAGUUUGAGCAUUUCCAGCAAGAGCUGGACAAAAAGAAGGAGGAGUUUCAGAAGGAGCACCCUGAUGUGCAAGGAGAGCCCACGGAUGAUCUCUUCGAGACAGUGAGUGAUCGUGAGCUGAGGCAAAUCUUUGAAGGCCAAAACCGAAUUCAUCUAGAAAUAAAGCAACUCAACAGGCAAUUGGACAUGAUUCUGGAUGAGCAGAGAAGAUAUGUCUCUGCAAUGACGGAGGAGAUUUCCAAAAGAGGAGCUGGUGUCCCAGGCCAGCAAGGGCAGGUCUCCCAACAAGAACUUAACACGGUUGUGAAAACACAAGAGGAGGUCCUGAAACAAGUCAGUGAAAUGAAGAACUCUAUGGGAGAAACACUGAGGCUCAUCAAUAGCAUCCAGCAUGCUGGCCCUGCUGGCGGGAUUUAUGAAACAACCCAGCACUUCAAUGACAUCAAGGAGCAUCUCCACGUCGUGAAGCGGGACAUCGAACACCUCGUCCAGAGGAACAUGCCAUCCAAUGAAAAACCCAAAUGUCCAGAGUUGCCACAGUUUCCAUCAUGUUUAUCUACAACACACUUCUUCGUAUUUGUAGCAGUCCAAACAGUACUGUUCAUUGGUUACAUCAUGUACAGGAGUCAGCAAGAAGCAGCAGCUAAGAAGUUCUUUUGAUGGCCAGUCUGUGUGCAUUCAGUGUGCGCAUGCAGAGAAUUACACAAGUUGCGAAUGAGGGAGAUGUUAGUGUUCAAAAUGCUUCAAUAUUUUAAAUUAUUGAGUUGGUUUUUUUUUUACUGACUACACUGAAUUCCGGAUAAAAAUGUUGGGAAGUUGACAAUAAUACUGAGCAAAAAUGAGGUGAAUUCUGCCCUUGAUCUUCCAGGAGAGGUUGGAAUAUGCCCCUUACUCCACUGUGAAGAUACUUCCUAAGUAGAGUACUGGAACCGAGGUUUAGCUCAUAGUAAUUAUUACACUCUCUGGUUUUGGGGGGUAAGCAGGAAGAUUUGCUGUAAAAUAUUUGUUACAUAUCUGAAUUUUGUUUAGGGGAGGGAAUAUUAAAAUUGCAUUCCCCUUCUGUUUUAUGGAAAGAGGUUGCAAAACAGUCACUAAUUCUGCGGGCAAUGUCAAUCGAGUAGAGUCACAUUGUUGCAGGUCUACCUUUUUUAAAAAAAGGUGCAGAAACAGUGAUCAGCAGAAGCAUUUAAUAAAGAUGUGUCGAGAGUAGCCUCCAUCAGCCUCCAGAUGUAUUGGACUAUAACUCCCAUCAUCCCUAGCCGGCAUGCCCAUUGGCUGAGGACGAUGAGCUUUGUAGCCCAACACAUCUGGAGGCUUCCAAGUCGGGGAAGAAUUGCUCGACAACAACAGCUCAAUUUUUAAUGGAAUUUUCUUUUGCAUACGGGGGAAAAACAGCUCUACAGAAAAUUGUACCCCUUUCCAGCAUGUUUUUGCUAUACUUCUUUGUACUUCUGACACUGACCAUUCUUUUGUAGAAGUGUUCUUUAAUCUCUCUUCAGCGAAGAGAUCUUACCAUGCACGACUUCAGAAUUUGCCUGACCUGAGAGCACACACAUAGUAUAGUGGUGGUCUCCUUUCAAAACAGUCACUGAGCAUUGUUGCAAACCGUACCGUUGUUGUGAUGAAUCCUUCCGAGCGGCACAGUUGUCUCCAAAGUGUGUUAUAGUUUCAUCGAGGAACAUUGUGUGUAUCCACUGGCAACAUUAUUCCAAAUCGUCCCAUUGCUAAUCCUCUCAUUUUUACUGGACCGACUGCCAAGUACUCUGUGUUCAUCAGCCUUUAUCAUGUAAGCAUACUUAGGGAGAUUCCCAGCUGGAAAAUAUUUCACUCUGCCUUGUUUAAGUCUUGUAAAUUAUCCUUGUAUUGCUGCUGUGAAGAUUUGUUUUUAAUGCCCAUGGAAAUGGUAACUGAUUCGAUCUCCAAUAUCCUUAAAAUUAAAGUCAAAUGUUAUUACAACUCCUCUGAACUGAAAAUUUAUAAAAAAGGCAGCUCUAGUCUACCGUAUUCAGUAUUACACACAUUGAAAGUAUUGUGCCUGAUAACUUUGAGGAACGGAACAAGUCUAUGCAAUAGUAGUCUAUUUCUCAAAUAUAACCUCUCCCGGCUUAACACUGGUAGCAUUAUGUGUGGAAUUGUAGAUGGUAACGGUUUCUCAUCAUUUUUUAUUUACAGCUGCUAAAAAUUAUCUUCUGCUCAAAGUUAACAAUUCGUAAUUCACAAAGUAAGGACAAGUAAAGAGUAGCAUCACCAACCAAAAUUACAGAAGAGGGCAGUUUGCCCACUCAGUUUCACACCAGCAAGUAUUUUUACAGGUGCCUUGGACAAAUUAAUACAAAAAUAAAUAAAUAAAAGAAGAUAGUGUUGUAAAAAUGACCCGGCUCAAGGGCUUCUUAAUGUUGAACUUUUGCCCUCUGGGCUUGCUCCCACCAGCACCAAAGAAGAUGCCACUUCUACUGCAGAAAGACUUUUCAGUGCUUUGUAAGCUGAAAGAACUGAUUCUGUUGCAGUACCCUUCUAGUAAUUACAAACUCGCUUGUAGAGCACACCUGUAUUUUGUUUUGGCAUAAUGUGAAUCUUCCCAGCUGUGAUGCAUUCAAUUUGAAAAUUAAAAUAUUGAAGCAA